Messenger RNA from Brassica napus (rape), 1555 nucleotides. RefSeq names its product receptor-like protein 52. Gene Ontology annotation, molecular function: receptor serine/threonine kinase binding. The record is from RefSeq and is a predicted model, not a curated record. The transcript is spliced from 2 exons. The coding region runs from base 327 to 1373 and encodes 348 amino acids. NCBI's taxonomy places the organism in Eukaryota, Viridiplantae, Streptophyta, Magnoliopsida, Brassicales, Brassicaceae.
GAAAACACCUAGUUCUAUAUAUAAAAAAAAAGUGUAAUGAUUUACAAAAUACGAAAGCGAUUCUACUAGUUGUCCAUGUGUGCCAGACUAGCACAAGUAGUCAAAAUACAAGUCGUAAUGCGAUCUGAUCGCGAAGCCCACAAUUUCUGACUAUUCAGCUAAUCACUCACCUCUUAUUUUUUUUUGUGCACAAAAACUCACCUCUUAUCUUAUCUAUUAAAAGUCGUUGAAAAUUGCAACUAACUUCAAACUUGUAUGAAUCUCCCAAGUCAAACUCUCUCUUUGCCGAUAUUCCCGGCAAAACCCCAAUCAGUCACAAUUACAAUAUGACCCUCUUACCCUUACCCUUCCUCUUUCUCUUUCUCACUUCACUACCCUUUUCUGUAAUUUCGCAGCUCGACGAACGGUCAACACUCCUCACCCUGAAACGCGGUCUCGGAGACCCACCGUCUCUCCGCCUAUGGAACACCACAUCUUCUCCUUGCGACUGGUCGGAGAUUACCUGCUUCGCCGGAAACGUCACCGGGAUAAGUCUCAAGAACAAGAUCAUCACCGCAACGGUUCCGACCAAUAUAUGCGAUUUCCCAAACCUGGAAACUCUCGACUUGUCGUCUAAUCGAUUCUCCGGAGACUUUCCGACCGUUCUCUACAACUGCACCAAGCUUCGCCAUCUCGACCUCUCCCAGAACUACUUCAACGGCUCACUUCCCGCCGACAUCGAUCGUCUCUCGCCACAACUCGAGUUUCUCAACCUCGGUGCCAACGCCUUCUCCGGAGAUAUCCCGACGGAGUUAACGUCUCUUUCGAAACUCAAAUCAAUCUUUCUCUAUUCGAACAAUCUCUCCGGCGAGUUACCGGAGGAAAUCAUCUCGUGGAAGUCGUUGGUUACGUUGAGUCUAUCAAAGAACAAACUCUCCGGGAACAUUCCUCGAGCUCUAGGGCUGUUGCCACGCUUGGUCGAUCUUGAUCUGUCGGAGAACGAACUCUCCGGCGAAAUCCCCCCGGAGAUCGGGAACCUGAAGUUCAAAACGCUUAACUUUUCGUCAAACAUGCUCACCGGAGAAGUACCGGACCAACUUGAUAACCUUGCGUACGAGACAAGUUUCUUGAACAACACCAAUCUCUGCGCAGACAAACCCGUUGUUAAGUUACAGGAUUGUCGGAAAGUGCUCCGGAGAUCAAAACGGUUGCGUGGGCCAAUCUUCGUCAUGAUUGUAGUCAUCGGUGCUCUGAUCCUGGCCGUCACUCUGGUUCUCACGUUCGUUGUGGUUUGGAACUACAUGAAACCAAGAACAAGCAGACCUAAUAUUUUUAAUAAAGAUUGUUUGAAUUCAUUUAUGUAUAAUAUUUGUAUUAAAUAUAAUGGGCAUUAAAUACAAUAUUGUACGGAAAUUCAUUUUAUAAAAAUAAAUUUUCACAUAUUGCAAUAGAAAACUUUAUAAAUGUAUUAAAAAAAUGAGCAAUUCUCUAAAACAGAGUUUUUAAAAAUUUUAUCACAAAAAUAGAUCUCAAAAACUAAAAUGACUAAAAUAGUAUUUUUUAUUUUAAAAAUUUU